Messenger RNA from Haliotis rubra (blacklip abalone), 2122 nucleotides. RefSeq lists its product as uncharacterized. The record is from RefSeq and is a predicted model, not a curated record. NCBI's taxonomy places the organism in Eukaryota, Metazoa, Mollusca, Gastropoda, Lepetellida, Haliotidae. The coding region runs from base 115 to 468 and encodes 117 amino acids. The transcript has 4 exons.
UGAGGUGCUGGACUAAAUAUAGGCACAACUCAUCGUAUAUUAUCAGCAGCAAGAUUUUACUGUGGUGAUAUUGUUCUGCGAAGGCAGAUUCAGAUAUAGUACUGCUUAGACAAUAUGGCCCAGAACAUAGUGACCUCAGAGGAGCUGGACUUGAAGACUGUGCGAGUCGUGCUGGUUGUCGAGGGCCUGGAGGUUGGACACCUUGGUGGCAAGAAGAAUGCAGAUGUCCUUGUUGACUUUAAGGAAACAUCACUUUGUGUGCAAGCAGAAGUACGCAGAAAGAAGGGUGUUGUGAAAUACAAGCAGGUCAUCAAGAAGCUUCCUGGAGAAAUAGAUCCUGACAAAUGUUCCUUCAAGUUCAAGAAGGACCAGAUCAUCCUGGACCUGAAGAAGAAGGAGGAGUCCUCCUGGGCGGUACAGCUGUCUACAUCAGGGCUGGAACAAGCCUCCUCUGAUGAAAGUGACUAACAUGUAUUAUGUCUGUGUCUCACUGCCAGAUGUGUUGUAUCUGGUCAAUGUCUGUAACCUAUGCUGUCAAUCUUGUUGCUCAUCUGUUUCAACUCAAGCAUGACGUUAAACCCAAUUUCACCUCACCCAUCUGUUUCAAUGAUCAUUAGGCAAACAUUUUGAAUGUGACAUUUUUGUAUGUCGGUUACAGAAUAAUGAGAAUAUGUCCCAAAGGUUUAGUGACAUGGGAUAAGAGCUUUAAGGCUGAUUUGGCUUGUUUGAUUUUUGUCUUGCAUAUUACAUUAGCAUGUCUUGUUUUGGAAGUCUGUCCUAUGAUAAAACUGUUUACACAAAUCAAUCUUGAUUAGAUUCUUUCCAUUUGAGGUUUACCAGUCAUACCAGUAUUUGUUUUUAAAAACAAGGAAAACUUGAACAUGUGUUAAAGGUACAUGUAAAACAUAUAUAUAUGCUUUCAUGAAAGGACAACGGAUAAUAUCCUGUCAUGUGGUACUCUUGAUUCAUUUCAGCAGUUCAGGUCAGAACAACAAAUUUAUGAUCAAUUAGGGCUUGAGGUAGGUGGAGACUUAAAGAGUUUAUGCUUUCCAGUAGGUAGCAUAUGUUUGAUUAGUUUGCUUGAUAGUAGCUUGGACUGUAUUGUUAUGAAGUUACUUGCUCAAGAAGAUAUGGAAGUGUAUGUGCUUGCCUCUUGAUCAAAUAUAUCAAGAACCAUGAAAUCAGUAAUUUAAAAUUAAGCACCUUGAUGCAAUGAAAACAUAUCUUACAUUUUCUGGUCCACUGAUGUAUUGCUGACCUUUUCACUGAGAUAAUAAAUAUAAAAUCAAAAUAUACAUCAAGAUAUGAUCAGGAAGUUUAAAUGCGUUAUAUUUAUUACAUGGCAUAUCUUUGAUUCUGAUGGUCAGUUUAGACGGAAUAAGUGCUCUUAUUGUUUUUAAAGAUUGAGGCUAAUUUGUGUACUAUAAUUGGCAGGCAUAUUUACUGAUACAGAAUUCAUCUUUUUGUAAGGUAUUUUCAGUAGCCAGAGACUAUAUAUGCAGCAUUUGAACAACUGUUAUUAAAAUGUAAUAGCUCGGAUAUUGUUUGAUCUUCAUUAUUCAGAUAUGUUUAAUAAGUAUAAGAAUCGUAAUUUAUUGUUAACUGUCAUUGAACACUAUUUUGAGAAUGAAACCUGUGCUCUUUUGUAUGUUAAAUAACUACGCAGGGAUUAAUAACAUAUAUCAUGCACAUGUUUUAAUCGAUGUAGCAUUUUGCACACUUUAUUGUUAACAACCAUCUGUUUUCCUUGUGAUGUCCAGCUUUACGAUGUAACUAUUACUGCACACAAAGAAUAAAAUGUGGAGAUGAGGAAAUCAUUUCAUUUCAAAUCCCCUUAUGCAACAAUGUUUUAAGUCUGGUAUGUCCAUCUCCAUUGCUCGGACUGCCAACAGGACCUGUGCAAUCCCAAAAUAUGCUGAACCAACAAACUUUCAUACAGUCUUAUAUACAGGUCAUUAGUUCAAAGAGAUAUCACACUCUUCCACAUCUUGUUGUUGCAAAAACUGUUCAUACGUUAUUCAUAGAAUCAAUAAAGUACCCCAAAAAAAAAAAAGAAAAGAUUUCUAAUUUUUCACAUCCUCACAUAUUGCAAAUAUUGUUUGCUCAUCAAUUUGGGAACUUG